Molecule: messenger RNA, 3393 nt
Organism: Dromaius novaehollandiae (emu)
Lineage: Eukaryota; Metazoa; Chordata; Aves; Casuariiformes; Dromaiidae
Gene: CMTM8
Product: CKLF like MARVEL transmembrane domain containing 8
Exons: 8
Coding region: 60-1028 (322 amino acids)
Cellular component (GO): membrane
Source: RefSeq, a predicted model, not a curated record
CUGGCGCGGCGGCGCCGCCGGGCUCGGCGCUGGCCGGGAGGCGCCGGAGCAGCCGCGCGAUGGAGCCGCCGCCGCCGCCUCAGGAGCAGCAGCAGCAGCUGCAGCUGCCGCCGCGCCCCCGCUCGCACACGGUCACCACCACCAGCAGCUCCUUCACCGCCAACCUGUCGGCCAGCUCCAGCACCCUCGCCUACGACAGGGAGUUCCUGCGCACCCUGCCCGGGCUCCUCAUGGUGGCCGAGAUCGUUUUAGGGCUGCUGGUGUGGACCCUGAUUGCUGGAACAGAAUACUUUCUAUAUCCAGCCUUUGGCUGGGUGAUGUUUGUAGCUGUCUUUUACUGGGUUCUCACCGUCUUCUUUCUGAUCAUCUACAUGACAAUGACGUACACCAGGAUUCCCCAGGUGCCAUGGACCACAGUGGAAAGCGUGGUCCCACUAGUCUGCAUUCAUCUCCCAGGUCCAAGACUCUGUCAAGCAAAGCAGCUGCAGCGGCCAGAACCCCAGGAAGAUGUUUUGCCCCUCCAUUUUGCCUGGGAAAACAAGGGUCUGUGUUUUAAUGGAAGUGCCUUCAUUUUGUACUUCAUUGCUGCCAUUGUAGAUGCAUCUGCAGUUACCAAAGAACUGGACAGUCACAAUUACAACAGCUGGGCAGCUUCUUCAAUCUCACUGCUAGUUGGAUUCAUCAGUGUAAAUAAUUCUCAGUGGACUGACUACAGUGCAUACACCUACUUUCAGAUCGUCACUAUGUGCGACUUGGUUAUGAUUUUGUUCUUCUACAUUGUCCACAUUUUCAGAAUCUACAGGAUGCUCACUUGCAUUAGCUGGCCACUUGCGGAGUUUCUUCAUUAUCUAAUUGGUACAAUUCUGCUUCUCAUUGCAUCAAUUGUAGCAGCAUCCAAGAGCUACAAUUUGACUGGACUCGUGGCUGGAGCGACUUUUGGAUUCCUAGCUACGAUCCUUUGUGUUUUAAGCAUAUGGUCAUCCUACAAAGUUUCAUGCAUCACUCAGUCAACAGAUGCAGCUGUAUGACUCUUUUCAUCUCAGCAAGACGUCUGUGCCUUACUAAAUAGGAUACCAAAGAGGAGAAUCCACCACUGAGGAGAGAGCAUGGGUGUUUUGUUACUAGCCUGAACAACUGGUAGCUUUUGAAGAUCUACUUGAAUGCCUAUACAAAACAAUGUUGGGAACCAAAGGUUUGUUGCCCCCCCAUUGUUCCCCCGAAGUUUAUAAUGGAGAACUGAGCUUUAUAGAGAAGGACUACUUCUGCCUCACAAGCUGGGGUGUGGUCAUAUCCAGCUAUUUGCAAUAAGUGCAUUUAAAACUCAUUUGGAGAGCUGUCCAGUUCUCUUUCCAGAGGGAUGGAAAAAUUACUUCUGAUUUCCUCCAUCUGUGUACCAGAAGGGAAAUCCUGCAAAUUCCUACCUGGUUCUUAACUUCAAAGGAUGAUUCCUUUAACAAAGGAACUGUGACAAACCAGUUUGUGCCUGGAUAAGUUAACCCAAGUCUUUGUUACCUCUUCCUAUCACAACCAUGGAUUAUUUUAACAUCAGCUCAGCCAGCAUCAAAGAUUAUGAACUGCAACUUGGAUAAAUCACUGCAGAUGCUCCCUUCUAGACGCAGCAGUACAGUAGGAUUUAUAUGUGAUGAAAGCAGUUUUUUCUUCAUGAAUUUUUAUCAUUUAGUAACAAUCAAAGAUUAUUCUUAAAAACUUUUCUCUGCCAAAUACAGGAAAAUACAUAUCCAAGAAUUUUUGUGUAAUGGUUUAUGGGCUCUUUUUCUUUCCUUUUCACAAAUACUCAUUGGUAAAAUGGAUGUUUGUAAGACCUGUUCUGCAGGAAAUUUCUGUAAAAUUCCUAGAAAUUAUUCUUUUUGGAGUCUGACAGUGCUUAUGGAGAGUCCCUUGUGAGUAGAACAGUGUGCUUCUUUCUCUGUCUUACAUGGAGUUUGUCCCUUCCUCUGUCUCUGCUGGGAUCCAUGUUUUCAGAGACACUCCUCGGCAAUUUCAGAACCUGAACAGGCCAGAACAGUUCAGUUUAAUCCAACUUGAUAUUGUUGCAAUGUUGCUCUGCUGUUUCUAUGUCACUUUGAGGCUGAGACAAUUCUGCUAGCUUCUUAGCAGCUGCCUCUCUCUGUCCUUUUGCAAUCCAUUUCUGGUGAACUGGAAACUCUUUGAAGGGAAAAAGGGAAGCGCAGGCCUCUCCUUAGUGCAGUUCCUUUUUGUAUCUAGCUGUGAAGUAAAAUUUUUAGUACUAAGUCAGUCUAUUCUGUCUGGCCAUGACAGUGCAGCAGGUUUCUGCAAAAAAUAAGAUUUAUGCAGGCUACUAGAUCCACUGCGGAGGUAAGCAGCAUUUUCUGGUCUGCUGUACAUUUUUCUAUUUGUCUGAAACUGUGCAUAAAUACUGGUCAACCAUUUAAUGAUCCUCUUAUAGAAAACUGGAUCAGCAUGCUAGAUAUUUAGGGAUACAGCCUCUUCUUUUCAUUCUUCUAAUCCCCCAGAGGAAGCAGAAAUGCUAUGUUUCUCUUGGUAUCUCCUUCACCUCUUGAGAGAAGCGUUCAGAUAGAUAUUAGGCACCUUCACAAGCUUUCCCUGAUCUUGCCAACCAUGUGCAAAACAAGUGUUCUGCUGCACACAGCUUGCAUGCUACUGAGCCCUCUGAGCUGGGGUUUCUGUGGGGAGAAGCAUCUGCUAAGGAUUUAAGCUGGAGGCUGAGCUUUGGUGAAGAAAAGGCUGUUCCCAUUCUGUGCUGGAAUCGUCACUCGCCCCUCCCCCCCAGCACUUUUUCAACCUCUCACUUCACUCUGCCAUUUGCCACCAUGUGGGAAGAAAACCCUUAGGGGAAUGUCAUGCAGUCCAGCAACCAAAGAAUUCCUGGAUGACACUCUGCAAUCACCCAAAGAAUAUGUUUUGAUGCAAAUGCACUUGUAAAUAGUGGAUCAAGAGAAGUAAGCUACAAGGUCCCCUUUUGGUUUUGUGCCAAAGAUACAGGGCUAAGGCACAUCUGCAGCUCUUGCUAUUAUGACAGUGCUGGGUCCUUAAGACCCACCAGAAGCUCUUAAUGCAGGAUGUUUUCAGGCUGGAAAAGUGACAUUUCUGUUGGCAUAGGUUCCUCACUUCCCCCAAGUCCUCCUUGUGAAACAUGUCUACCAGGAAAAGCACAAUUUUGCUGGUAUCAUGAGCUUUACCAAGGGGUAUUUGAAUGACAGCUCUGUCCGAUACGGACUGUAGCACCUCACUCAUGUAGUUACACUGGCAAAAGUGUUUUGAGUUUUCUUUAGUAUCAGUCUCGUUCUGAAAGCUCCAUCUGUCUGUGACUUUGUCAAAUAUGGAAUUCCAGGCAUUUCUUAAAAAUAAACUAUGUUUGCUAUUUGGAUGAUGUAACUGCUUUGAGAAUAA